Daktulosphaira vitifoliae (grape phylloxera) is the source of this 2154-nucleotide messenger RNA. RefSeq names its product testis-expressed protein 10-like. The transcript is spliced from 9 exons. NCBI's taxonomy places the organism in Eukaryota, Metazoa, Arthropoda, Insecta, Hemiptera, Phylloxeridae. The record is from RefSeq and is a predicted model, not a curated record. Bases 130 to 2007 code for a protein of 625 amino acids. Gene Ontology annotation, cellular component: MLL1 complex; nucleus.
AACAAAUGAUCCAUAGAUUCAACACAUAAGCUAGUAACUGUUCGAGUAUUAAAAAAAUCAAUACCUGAAGUUACUGUUUAUUGGUAAUUUUUUUAAAUUAUUAAUUGAAUAUAAUUAUCAUUUUGAAAAAUGGUAAAAUCAGGACACAAAAAAUUUUUAAAAAAGGAAAAAUCUAAAGUGAAAUUAAAAGUUUCUCAUCAAACAUUAUUACCUAAAGGACAAAAUGUAACAAACACCAAUUUUAAAGUGCAAAAAAUUGUUUUGAAAGGCCAGUUAAAAGAACGUGGUGAACAUGAAAUACUUUCUAAAGGAAAUCUUAACAUAAAAGAACUGCUUACAAGACUUAACCAUCAUAAUAUGUGGCAAAGGCAGUCUGCUUUAGAGGGAUUAAAUGAUCUUGUAGCAUUUUAUCCCCCACAAACUAUGGCUGUUCACUUGUCAUCAUUUUUAGAAGCUGCUUCACGUCUUUCCUUGGACUGCGAAGCUGAUAUUCGUAAGCUAGCAGUUAAACUUUUAUCAUCUAUUUUGACUGCAGUCAAUGAAGAUCAAGUUGCUCCUUCAUUUGAAAUUGUUACAAGAUACUUAGCUUGUGCAAUGAGUCACAUUAAUUCUGCAGUUCGAGAAACAUCACUACAAGUUUUAGAGGUUCUUAUAGAAAAAUGUCCAAAAUUGACAGCUACUCAGUGUCAGUCUGUUGUUUUACCAGGAUUCUUAGAUUUAAUAUCAUCGAAACUAAAUGAUACAGGAUCCCGUAAACUAACUGUACAAAUAAAUGAACAUACUACUACAAGUGUAUGGCGAUUAAAAGUAUUAAGUAGUUUACGUUCAUUACUUAGUGCUGUUGUUCAAAAUUCUGUUGGAGACUUAAAAAGUUCAAUAACUCUAAAUAGAACUGUGAAUUGGAAGGAUUCUUGCCGUUUGCGUGUUCCUUUAUAUAAUCAAUUUAGCUUAAAGGCAGCUCCAUUAAAUUUAAAUGUUACUGAGAUGUCCCAAGGAAAUUCUUCUAUGAAUGAAAUUCAGAAAUACACAGUUUCAUUAAUGCCUCUUUUGAUUGAUACAUUUAUUGAAGUUGCUCCUGGAAAACGAGAAAAUAAAAACUGUUCUGAAUUAUCUUUGCAAACUGUGUCAAUUUUAAAAUGCAUUAUUGACAUUGUACUCUUACUUUGGAGUAUAUUUAAUCACUCUGACAACCCAUCUGAACUGAUGCUAUGGUUUAGUGAAAAUUAUGGUGAAAAAAUAUGUCAUACAUUUCUAUCAACUGGGUUUCCAUAUAUAACUCUAAACAUUGGACGUGUAACAGAUAAAGCUAAAAAACAUAAAACUGAUACUGAUGUUGUUUUAGAUUUAUUUGGUGAUAGUUUAUCACAAAAUGACUCACGUUGCACUAAACAGAAUUUAGAUCUUUGCUUGAUCUAUUUAUUCCUCAGUAAAUAUAAAAAAUUACCUGUAUCAAUCAAUUUAAUAUCUAUCUAUAUAAAUGAUUGUUUAGAUUCAUACAAAACUAUUGAACAUCAGUCAUUCAUUACAUUGAUGAAAUGUUUAGAGGCAGUUCUUCAAAAUUUAAAAUUAAUCAUGUCAGCUGAUUCAUUUGAUUUUAAUAGUGUUGUUGAAAAAUUAGUUGAUAUUCAUAAUGACAUGGUUAUAAAUGAUGGACGCCAUCGCCAAGAAAAAACUAAACUAGUACUGAACUUUUUGUGUUCAUUAGCUUCAAAACCACAUUUAAAAUUGGCUGAAAAAGUGAAAGAAUAUGGUAGUUGGUUAACUUUAUUACCUGAAUUUUUGUGUCAACGUAAAGUACCAUUUCAUAUAAUUAAAGCAAUAGCAAGUGUUGCUCGUUAUAAUUUACCACAAUUUGUUAAAUCAUUAAAUUUACUAAAAAUGGCAAUCAUUGAUAAUGUAGAAGUUAUUGCCAACAAUAAAGUUGAAAAGCUAGAAGGACAAACAAUACUGAAAAACAUGAUGUAUACAAAAAUUGAUUGGGAAAAAGUAAUGGGUAUAGUCAGUUAGAUUAUGCGUUAGUUAUAAAUAAUGAAUAUUUUGUUAAAAUAAAUUAUAACAUUGUUAUAAAUUAUAUUCGUUAUUUAUUCUUAAACACAAUCAAUUUUGUUUAAUGUUUAUUUCUAACUGUUAAAAAUAAAUAAUUGAACAAAUUAA